UGGCAACAAGGCGCGGAAGUCUGACGAAGAACGCUGAUGGUGGAUUUGUGUGGAUGCAAUUUUGGCUAAAAACAAUCCAGAUUUAUCAUGGCAGACAAUAAGAAGGAGAAGGGCCCAAUUGACUUGGUUCACCAGAACGCCAUCCACGUGGAGACGAUAUUGAAAGAGCACAGAUGCCAAAAGUUAUACACAAAGUUCAGCAUCAAUCCCUACAAGAAAUUUCACAUUUUGACUGACAAGCCGAUGGCGGCGACCAGCCUGGAGGAGGAGGAGGACCCUGCAUUCCUGAGAAGUAUUCGUGCCGCUCAUCUGGAACCAACAAAAAAGUAUACUCACCCAAAGACGGAAAGUCAAGAGAUUGGCUGGAUAUCUACUCCGCUGAUCUCCUCUGAUCGAAGUGACCGUAGGCUGAACUUCCAGCGCCAGAACUCUGAGAUCACCAAGUACAUGGAUGCGGCGUGGCGCCUCAAAGAACAGACUCAGAACUUGAGCUGAAGGUCACAUUAAAGAUGCACCUGAACUAGACUAAAGAUCACAGUGUCGUUAGAAAACCAUGUAUUCAUGUUUUUUUUGUCUGCAGUCACUUUUCCCUUUUCAUGUUAAAUGUCACAUUGUGACAGAUAGGAUUCUUGCUCUUUUUUAUGCAAAAUAAAAAUACAAAGUGGAAAGAAAUAUCUUUCUGAUAAAUUCA
Engraulis encrasicolus (European anchovy) is the source of this 691-nucleotide messenger RNA. It is a transcript of the gene cfap144, whose product is annotated as cilia and flagella associated protein 144. The record is from RefSeq and is a predicted model, not a curated record. Lineage: Eukaryota; Metazoa; Chordata; Actinopteri; Clupeiformes; Engraulidae. Bases 88 to 495 code for a protein of 135 amino acids. Gene Ontology annotation, cellular component: ciliary base. The transcript has 4 exons.